GAGCUUUUUGCACCUGGAGCUUGUAAUGCCCGCGGGGCGUUUUAACCUCCUCGGCUUUACCUGCCUGCCUCUAUCUGGCUUUGGCACCACCGGAUUUUUAAGGUCUCUUAGUAACUUUCCAUUGGGCUGUAAAGCUUCGUGUUCUGCCCGGUGCAGCUGGCUUACAGCAUCAAUAAAAUGCUUUAACAGGCUGCGUACAGCAAUAAAAUGGUUUACAGUAAGGAUGAACUGAGUUCCAGAUCAUAAGGAAAGAGGAGAAGUGGUCAGGAGAGGCACGCUGGUCUUCCCCACCCACCAGGGCUGGGAAAAAAUGGGCCUUCCAGUCCAGCCUGUGACUCCUCUCUUGUGGAACGUAGUGCAGCCGUGGUUUGCUCUGCUGAACAGACUAAUUCAGCUUGUUUGAUUGCUAUGAAGUGUUAAGCCCCAGAAAAAUAUAUACUACUGGCUCCGAGUAGAGCAGUCAGAGGAAUGUGAGUUUUGUCAUAUUCCCUCUUCUCCAUUCCUUCUUCCUUGCUCCCUCCAGGAGCAAAGAAGCAUAGACAGGAAAUUCGUGCUCUUUCUAAAGAAGAAAAAAGUUCCCUCCCAUUUCACUGUACUUACCCAGCAGUUUUGCGUUUGAUUUUUGAGGAUUUUUCACUUGAAAGUACAGAGGAAAAUUGAGAAUAUAAACUUUUUUUCCCCUUAAAUUACAUAGAACUAGUUACUAGCUUUUGUUCAUCCUCUAGGUUUGAUGUAAAGGAUUAGCAUUUUGGAGGGCCAUAUAUGAAGCAAAAUACUUGUUUAAAAAUUCCCUACUGAUCCUAUUAAAGCAAGCAGAGGCAGGUAAAAAACUUAUUUCUGCAACACCAAAAGUUUGGGCUAAAUUUGACUUAACGUGCCUUAAAUAUAAAGACAGAGAAAAGCUUGUUUUUCCUCUUGUACGUUACCAAAUUUGUUGUUAGAUACUAACAAGCGAUGUAGAAGCAGUCUGUGCUCUGAAGAGCUUAAGGCUAAGAAGCUAAGUGUCCACCUGAGGAAUAUGGGUAGAAUAAUGUGGAACGUGUGGUAAUUAAAUUCUGUGACAAGCAAGACCUGGCUUUACCGGGAAUUAAAAAACAGCUUCUUGCAAACAGUUCUGUGGGUCAUUGAUUCUGUAAAAUUAUUUUUUUGUGCAGUCCUAGGCUGAAGCACAGCAGACUUGAAGGUGAAGAAGAUGGGUGGCCUAGGGCUGCUGGCCAUGGAUGUGCCGGAGCAGUACAAAGGAGCCGGCCUCGACUACCUGGCCUAUUCCAUUGCCGUAGAGGAGAUCAGCAGGGGCUGCGCGUCCACCGGUGUCAUUAUGAGCGUCAAUAAUUCUCUGUACUUAGGGCCAAUACUCAAGUUUGGUUCCGAAGAGCAGAAGCAGAAGUGGAUUGCUCCCUUCACCGGCGGGGAUAAAAUCGGGUGUUUUGCCCUUAGUGAACCAGGAAAUGGCAGCGACGCAGGAGCUGCUUCCACCACGGCCCGCCUGGACGGCGACGAGUGGGUUCUGAACGGCACCAAAGCCUGGAUCACCAACGCCUGGGACGCAUCUGCCACCGUGGUGUUUGCCACUACUGAUAAAUCUCUGAAACACAAGGGCAUUAGCGCGUUCCUGGUUCCUAUGCCAACCGCUGGGCUUUCACUGGGGAAGAAAGAAGACAAGCUGGGAAUCCGAGCGUCUUCCACUGCCAACCUGAUAUUCGAGGACUGUCGGAUACCCAAGGCCAACCUGCUGGGGCAGCAGGGCAUGGGCUUCAAAAUUGCCAUGCAAACCCUGGACGCGGGAAGGAUUGGUAUCGCCUCACAGGCUCUUGGAAUAGCCCAGGCAGCUCUGGAUUGCGCUGUGGAUUAUGCUGAAAAGAGAAUGGCCUUUGGGUCACCUAUCACAAAGCUACAGGCAGUUCAGUUUAAGCUAGCAGAUAUGGCUGUGGCGCUGGAGGGUGCGCGCUUGCUGACCUGGAGAGCAGCUGUGCUGAAAGACAAUGGGAAGCCCUUCACAAAGGAAGCUGCAAUGGCCAAGCUGGCUGCAUCAGAAGCGGCAACAGCCAUUUCUCAUCAGGCCAUCCAGAUCUUGGGCGGGAUGGGCUACGUGACAGAGAUGCCAGCAGAACGGCAUUACCGUGAUGCUCGUAUCACCGAGAUCUAUGAGGGGACCAGUGAGAUCCAAAGACUGGUGAUAGCAGGUCAACUGCUGAAGGCGUAUCGUAGCUGAAAACACCGACUCGAGCAAGACACUGCCCCAAAGUGCCUCAUAACGACACACAACAGCGAUCCAGGCUUGGCCCUCUUGAAAGAGGGUAACAGUGGAAGUUUUCCUCACCCAUGAGUACUGACCCUCAUGUUAAAACGUGCUCAUUCGUCUUUGGACAAAGUAUGGUGCAUGGAAGUCUGUAGCUAGGUUUGUAAGGGGGAGGGAGGAGGCACCUUGUGGUUGUAGAGGGGGUUGUGGGCCUUUUCCUAAGGGGGGGGAGAGGUGUGUUGGGGCUGGUAGAGGCAUGAUGGCUUUGCUGGUCCGUGAAGUCAGCUGCUCUGCUUGUGCAAGACCCAGCUGUUUCUUGGUUUGCAAGGAUUUGUCCCCAAGUGGUACAUGAUAAGCAGUGCCAAAGUCAAAGCAGAGGUACUGAGAGCUGCAUAUCAUGUGUGCUGUCCCCAGCUGUGUGUUACACUACCUCUUCUGGUCAGAAUUGAAUGCGUUCCAGUAGUGGGAUGCUGCUGUCUGCAAGCUCUUUAUUGGAGAGGGGCUGCACUGAGACAAUCGUUGCUUGCUACACAAGGGCAUGGUGCCCUCGGUUUCAGCAGGGGCUAGGCCGCUAGGCACUACCUACGCACAAAAGGCUCUCAUACAGGCUGCACUUGCUGUCUCUGUGGCUGUAAAAACAAAGAUUGUGAAGAAAAAACAAAAAUCUUAUUUCAGCCUCCAUGGACCAGCAGCAUGGUGUGAGCUGCAAAAGCACAGGCCAGAGAAAAGCUACCAUGGCAGAGAUAGAGGUAAAAAUAAAGGGCAGGGAAAAAAAAAACUCUACCUGUUUAGGCCAGGAACCUGUUCUCAAAGCAGCUGAUGUGACACCAAUACCUCUCUAACAGAAAAGAAAGCGCGUGAAGUGGCAGCAACAGCCUUUAAUCUCUGCUUGUUUUGGGCACCAACUAGGAAAUGAGCAGACGAUGCAGAAACCCUUACCAGGGAGCUUUAACAGUAGCACGUCCUCAAUCAGUUAUUUUUGGCAGGAAAUAAACUUUGGGACAAUAAACAGCAAAAAGAAAGGCUCUAAACUCAGGAAAAGAUGGAGCAGAUUGAGACUGCAACCUGUACAGUCCACCCUCCUGUCCAAACAAUGAACACACUAGCAGUGAAUGGUUAUUUUUCUGCAGUGUCAUUUAUUUAGAUUUGCAUGGAAAGAAAACAGCAGGAUUAUUACAUAAAAUA
This is a messenger RNA of Struthio camelus australis, 3424 nucleotides long. The record is from RefSeq and is a predicted model, not a curated record. Lineage: Eukaryota; Metazoa; Chordata; Aves; Struthioniformes; Struthionidae.